AUGUCUAACACAGUUACCACAACUAGUACAACUACUACCACUGAAACUACUACUGCCGUUCCUAAUCCACUCAAUACUGGAGAUAAUGCUUGGAUGAUGACAUCAACAGCAUUAGUUUUAAUGAUGACUCCAGCUUUAGCAAUUUUCUAUGCUGGUUUAGUUCAUAGAAAAAAUGUCUUAAAUCAAUUAUUUUUAGCAUUUGUUUGUAUGGGAGUUAUUUUUGUUCAAUGGGUAUUAUUUGGUUUUUCAUUUGCAUUCGGUGAUCCAAUUAGUGUUGGAUUUGGAUCAUUUGAUGACGCGGCAUUACGUUUUAAUGGUGAUCGAUUUGAUCCAUUUUAUUGUGCAACUUUUCCAUUAUUAACUUAUGCUGCAUAUCAAGGUACAUUUGCUAUCGUUACAUGUGCAAUAAUAUCUGUAUGUUAUGAUCCAAUGGCUCAUUGGGUUUGGGGUUCGAAUGGUUGGUUAAGAACUUAUGGAGCAUUAGAUUUUGCUGGUGGAACUGUUGUUCAUAUUCUAUCAGGAGUUUCGGGUAUUACUGCUGCAGUUAUUAUUGGAAAACGACAUGAUUAUGAAUAUCGCCCAAAUACUGCUCAUAACCUUCCAUUAACAGUAUUAGGCAGUGGUCUUUUGUGGGUAGGUUGGCUUGGUUUCAAUGCUGGUUCAGCUGCUACAGCCAAUGGUAUAGCAUCACUUGCUUUAGUAAAUACAAAUGCAGCUGCAGCUGCUGGCUUGUUAACAUGGAUCUUUUUAGAUCUUAUUCGUGGUCGAGUAUCUAUAUCAGGCGCUUGUUGUGGUCCCUUAAUUGGUUUGGUCGCAGUAACACCAGCAUCUGGUUUUAUUCAGCCUGGUUGGGCUCUUCUUUUUGGAAUAAUACCAACACUUCUUAUUUAUAUUGCUAUUCUCUAUAAACAUAACAUUGGAAUAGAUGACACACUUGAUGUUGGUAUUAUGCAUGGUGGAGGUGGUAUCAUAGGUGCAUUCAUGACAGGAUUAUUUAGUCAACGAUCAUUUAAUUCAAUAAAUGGUGCUGAUGGUGCUUUCUAUGGUAAUCCAAUUCAAAUGUGGUAUCAACUUGCUGGAAUUCUUACUGCAAUUGGUUUUAGUUGUGCAUGUACAAUAGGGAUUCUAUUACCUUUAAAAUGGACAAUUGGUAUUCGUAUUUCAGUUCAAGAUGAGAUAGUUGGUCUUGACUGGGCAGUUCAUGGUGAAAGAUGGGAAGUCGUGGGAACUGAAAAUAAAACAACUAAAACGACUCCAACGAGAAUAAAACUUCCUGAUGAUAGUAUUCCAAGACGACGUCAAAGAACUUUAGCUGGUAGUCGAUCUCGAUCACGAGCAAUAAGACGUCGAAAUCAACCUGGUUUAUCAGCAGCUACAGUUGGUCGUUCUUGGAAACCUGCCUAUACUUUGCCAGUUUAA
Molecule: messenger RNA, 1419 nt
Organism: Rotaria sp. Silwood1
Lineage: Eukaryota; Metazoa; Rotifera; Eurotatoria; Philodinida; Philodinidae
Source: the annotation of a GenBank genome assembly